GCGCUUUACGGUAAAGCCGCAAAGCGGGGAAGAAGGCGGGUUAGCCGGGGGAGCGGAGGCCGCCAUGGACCGGAGGAAGAAGCCGCUGGAUGUGGCCGCCUCCUCGUUGGUAGAUCUCAAAGCAGAACUCUUCCGAAAGCAAGAAGAAUUCAAGAAAGAAAAGCUGUUGAAAGAUGCUGGCAUCUUUGCAAAGCCCAAAACUUCUAAUAAGAAACCAAGCAUCUGGAACAAACAAAACACAGGAGUUGCAAAUCGAGCUGAGAAAGAUGUUGAGCAGAAGACAGAAGAGGAUGACAUAUUAGAUAAAUCAAGGAAGAAGCUGGAAGAGAAAGCAAAGCUGUAUGAGAAAAUGACAAAAGGCGACUUCCCAGACGAAGAAACUGAGGAUUUGUAUCUAGUGGAUUUCACUCAGAAGAUCAUAGACAAACAGCACGAAGUACAGGAGCUGCAUCAGAGCGAAGCUGCUAGAAAGACUUUAGAAAAAGAGACAGAUGAUGAGGAAACUCAACCUGAAAUGGAAAUACCACCACCCGAGGACCCAGACGAAGAAUGGGUUGAUUAUGUUGAUUUCUUGGGCCGAUCUAGACGCUGUAUGAAGAAGGAUUUGCCAAGUCUGCUUAAAAUGGACCAGGAACUUCAAGGGAAAAGGCAAGGCCCUGAUGGGACUACUCUGUUAUCUGAAGACAUGAGAAGAGAACUUCAGAGACAGCAGUGGGAAAAAGAAGAAGAAGAAGCCCUCAGAAAACCCAUAGGACCCAUACAUUAUGAGGACAUUCGAGAAAACGAGGCCAGGCAGCUUGGCGUUGGUUACUUUGCCUUUUCUCGUGACAAAGAACUUAGGAAUAAACAACGGGCAACACUGGAUAUGCUAAGAGAGCAGACACUUGAUCAGAGAACUAAGCGUGAACAGUUGAAAGAAAAAAGGAAGGCAGCUCUAGAUGCAAGGCUGUCUAAACUUCGAGCACGGAAGAUUAAGAAGUUAAGGGAAGCUGGAUUAGAAGAAGAGGCAUUAAAACUGGAGAAUGCAGAGCUGAAAGGCGUUACUGAGGAACCAGAAGCUCCGAAAGUUACUGCAGCAAGUAGAAAGGUUGAGGUUGUUAUUCAGGAGAGAAGAGAUACAAAGCCUGGCGUGCCUUAUGUCCGAGAGUGGGAUAAAGGCAAAGAACUGAUGUUUGGACAAUGGUCAAAGAAACAGGAAGAACUCAGAGAUGAACGAGAUCCAGAAUUUGCGCCACCUUCUGAUUACUUUCUGGGACAAAAGAAAGAUGAUGAUUACAGAAGUCAGAAUUCAAGCAGUCCUGAAAGUUCCUCUGAAAAACUAGAAACAGAGACAACACAAAACCAACAGACGCCAUCAGCGCAGGUCAAUGGCAGCAGCACUGAGAAUGUGCCGCCAUCAGCGCGGGCUUACAACAGCAAUGUUCAAAAUGAGCCGGUGUCAACCGGGGCCCGUGGCAGUGCCACUCAAGCGCCAUCAUCAGAGGAGGAUGACAGCAGUGAGGAUGACGAUACAAUGCCAUCAGCACAGGCUUAUGGCUAUGGUGUUCAAGGUGCACCGCCGUCGAUGCAGGCGUACGGCUAUGGCACUCGAGGUGUGCUGUCAUCAGUGCCGGCUUAUGGCUAUGGCACUCAUGAAAUGCCAUUUCCAAUGCAGGCUUACGGCUACGGCGCUCAAGGCAUGAUGCCACCAAUGAACGCUUAUGGCUACAGCACUCAUGAUAUGGCAUAUCCAAUGCAGGGCUAUGGCUACGGCACCCAAGAUGUGCCGCCAGCUAUGCAGGCAUGCGGCUGCAGCACCCAAGAUGUCCCACCAGGGAUGGGGGGCUGCAGCUGCAGCACCCAAGAUGUCCCACCAGGGAUGGAGAGCUGCAGCUGCAGCACCCAGGAAGUCCCACCGGGGAUGGAGGGCUGCAACUGUGGCGCCCAAGACAUGCCACCAGGGAUGCAGGCCUGCAGCUGCAGCACCCAAGAUGCGCCGCCAUCAGCGCAGGCCUGCAGUUGCAGCACUCAAGAUGUGCCGCCAGGGAUGCAGGCCUGCGGCUGCAGCGCUCAAGAUGCGACACCUUCAGCGCAGGCUGACAGCAGCAACACUCAAAAUCAGGAACCGCUUUACCAAAGUUUAGAUGAUAUGCUGUCUUACUACAGACAAGUGACUUGAACUGAGCAAAACUGUAAGGCAAGAAUUGUGAUUUAAAUAAUUAAACGGAAUUAUCUUCUCGGCCAGAAUAUUUUUUCCCACAUCUUGGAAAAAUAAGUUCCUGUAAGUAGAUAAAAAUAAAUCUCCUGGAGACCUAA
Molecule: messenger RNA, 2295 nt
Organism: Columba livia (rock pigeon)
Lineage: Eukaryota; Metazoa; Chordata; Aves; Columbiformes; Columbidae
Gene: CCDC174
Product: coiled-coil domain containing 174
Exons: 11
Coding region: 65-2158 (697 amino acids)
Cellular component (GO): nucleus
Source: RefSeq, a predicted model, not a curated record